This is a messenger RNA of Grosmannia clavigera kw1407, 489 nucleotides long. RefSeq names its product thioesterase family protein. The record is from RefSeq and is a predicted model, not a curated record. Bases 1 to 489 code for a protein of 162 amino acids. Gene Ontology annotation, cellular component: mitochondrion. Lineage: Eukaryota; Fungi; Ascomycota; Sordariomycetes; Ophiostomatales; Ophiostomataceae. Gene Ontology annotation, molecular function: fatty acyl-CoA hydrolase activity. The transcript is spliced from 2 exons.
AUGGCCCCGUACAAAGUGCUCAAGACCCGCCGUCGGGAGGACUACCCGUUCCAGCUCGAGUACCGCACGCGAUGGAACGACAACGACAUGUACGCCCACAUGAAUAACACCGUCUACAACGUACUCUUCGACUCCAUCAUUAACGCCUACCUCAUCGACCACUGCGACUUCCACCCCGACCGCCGCGAGCCCCAGUACGGCAUGGCCGUCAACACGCACACCGACUUCUUCGCCUCCAUCGCCUUUCCCCAGGUCGCUGAGCUCGGCCUGCGCGUCAUCCAGCUCGGCCGUUCCAGCGUGCACUACGAGAUCGCCCUCUUCGUCCGCGGUAGCCCCGAUGUCCGUGCCGUCGGCGUCUUCAUCCAGGUCUUUGUCGACGCCGCUACCGACAGACCCAAUGCCGAGACCGGCAUGCAUCCUACCCUCCGCAGCGGCCUCGAACGCAUUCUCGUCCAGCUACCAGGAGAUGGAGUCGACAGCAAACUGUGA